Messenger RNA from Pararge aegeria (speckled wood butterfly), 1983 nucleotides. Its product is annotated as protein henna. NCBI's taxonomy places the organism in Eukaryota, Metazoa, Arthropoda, Insecta, Lepidoptera, Nymphalidae. Gene Ontology annotation, molecular function: iron ion binding; phenylalanine 4-monooxygenase activity. Bases 145 to 1512 code for a protein of 455 amino acids. The record is from RefSeq and is a predicted model, not a curated record. Gene Ontology annotation, biological process: L-tyrosine biosynthetic process; L-phenylalanine catabolic process. The transcript has 6 exons.
UCCGUCUCGACACAGCGGUAUUCUACAUUAUAACAUUUCUAGAAAAUUUCUGGAUACUAUUUAUAGAAAAUUUAAUGUACAAAAUAUUUUGUGGGAUAGAAUCAAAUUUUUGGGGUUCUAGUGUUUUAAUUAUUUUUAAAGAACAUGGAGAUGCUUUCACCCAGACAAGAAGAACUUUUGUUGAAAGAUAAUAAAAAGGGAAAGCUUGCCAAAGGGGGCAACUACGUUGCCGAAGGACCAGACACCAGCAAAUCAACAUGGCUUCUUUUUUCCCCUGCAACUCCCGAUGAAGCCGGUUCCUUGGCAAGGUUCCUGGGUAUCUUUUCCUCACACGGUGUGAACCUCAACCAUAUCGAGUCUAGAUCCUCAGCCAGGCGACCAGGAUACGAGUUCAUGGUAGAAUGUGAGCAUGGGUCUGGCGAUUUUGGUGCGGCACUGGAAGAUUUAAAACAGAUUGCUGGAUAUUUAAAUGUGAUUUCUAGAGACUAUAAGGAUAAUUUAUCCACUGUACCAUGGUUCCCCCGACGUAUCAGAGACUUGGACAGAUUCGCUAAUCAGAUCCUGUCUUACGGCGCUGAGUUAGACUCAGACCACCCUGGGUUCACCGACGCUGUGUACCGUGCUAGAAGGAAAUACUUCGCAGACAUUGCCUUCAAUUACAAGCAUGGCCAGCCAUUACCCCACGUUGAUUACACCAAGGAUGAAAUAAAUACCUGGGGCAUUGUGUUCAGGAAGCUAACUGAAUUAUAUCCAACUCAUGCUUGCAAAGAACAUAAUCACGUGUUUCCACUGUUGAUAGAAAAUUGUGGGUACAGGGAAGACAAUAUACCACAGCUAGAAGACGUUUCCAACUUCUUAAAAGACUGCACAGGAUUCACCCUCCGACCAGUAGCUGGCCUCUUGUCUUCCCGCGACUUCCUCGCGGGGCUUGCAUUCCGCGUAUUCCACAGUACACAGUACAUCAGGCACCACUCUCGCCCACUUUACACCCCCGAGCCAGACGUGUGUCACGAGCUGCUGGGACACGCGCCGCUAUUUGCUGAUCCAGCAUUCGCGCAGUUCUCGCAGGAAAUUGGCCUUGCUUCAUUGGGAGCACCUGAUGAUUAUAUUGAAAAACUCGCUACGUGUUUCUGGUUCACCGUGGAGUUUGGGCUAUGUCGACAAGAAGGACAGCUGAAAGCUUUCGGCGCUGGUCUUCUAUCAUCGUUCGGUGAACUACAAUACUGCCUCUCAGACAAACCAGAGCUAAGAGAGUUCGAGCCGAGUAUUACUGGUGACCAGAAGUACCCUAUUACGGAGUAUCAGCCGAUUUACUUCGUCGCCCAAAGCUUCGAAAGCGCCAAAGAAAAAAUGAUAAAAUUUGCUCAAACUAUACCUCGAGAGUUCGGCGUGAGAUACAACCCUUACACACAGAGCAUCGACAUCCUGGACUCUUCGCGCCAAAUGACAGAUCUUCUUAAGCAAAUCCACACGGAAAUGGAACUACUGCUUGGCACAAUGGACAAAUUGUAGGAUACUUCGAGUUCCUGAUUUUACUCAAGCUUUACAGAAUUUUCACUACUUGAAGAGUGAAGAGUAACGAAACAAAAUACUCUUUAGUAGAUCAAUUAGAAGUGCAUCGUUACCUAGAAUGUAUACAGUUAUAUUUAAAAUGUGAAAUAGUUUGCUUAAUAAUACUUAAAUAUGAUGAAUGAUUGCUUAAAUGUUUAGUAUAAGGAAAUAAAUAUAUAGACAGUAAUAUAUAGUAAAAUUAAUAAAAAUAUAUCAUUAGUGCUACAUAAAAGCCCAAUUGAAUAAUUGCGUUGCUUAUUUGUUGGUUACCUCCUAACUUUUCAGUGUUCAGAUGUUUACCCUACCCGUAAAGGUGGUGAAAUAGAAGAUUACAUUAUUCAACAAGUCGAGAAAGUUACCUAUUUUAUAUCACCUAACUACACCCAGUUUUAGUAUAAAAAAUAUAUUACCGUAAAAGACAUAAGUCACUCA